Molecule: messenger RNA, 5271 nt
Organism: Pelodiscus sinensis (Chinese soft-shelled turtle)
Lineage: Eukaryota; Metazoa; Chordata; Testudines; Trionychidae
Gene: ATG13
Product: autophagy related 13
Biological process (GO): piecemeal microautophagy of the nucleus; autophagosome assembly; protein localization to phagophore assembly site
Cellular component (GO): phagophore assembly site; Atg1/ULK1 kinase complex; cytosol
Source: RefSeq, a predicted model, not a curated record
GCUCCCGGCGCUCAGAGGCGGGGGCGCUCUCUCCCGGGCCGGGGGCGUAGACCAAGAGCCCGAUCUCCGAGUUGCGCUGCCCCCAGGCCGGGCGCCGCGGUGGGCUCAGCCCGCUGGCAGUGAGAGCAACGCUAAAGGGGCUCGGGGCACAAGCGCUGUGAGAGCGGGACGGAGCCCACAGGCCAAGCUGUGAGGAACGUCCUGGAGCCCUGUACCUAGAGCUGGACCCUGAGGAGAGACCUUCGGUCGAGACUAGGACCAAGCUCUGACUGGGAAGAGAAGAGACCACAGAAGAUACCACGGGCUAAAAAAUUAGGGAGAUCCUAAAACUCAAACAGCACCUAGUCUCCUGGCCCAACAAAAAAGCUAGUGAGGAGGAUCCCUGAGGUCCAGUUGGGCUUGGCCAUGCAAAGAGACUAGGCUCAACCAGCCCAGCCCCUGGUCCCCCGGCAUGAGACCCAGAGCAAUCGCCUCUGUCUCCUUCCUGCAGAUUUUCAUAUGCAAUGGACACCGAUCUCAGCUCCCAGGACAGGAAGGACCUGGACAAGUUCAUCAAAUUUUUUGCUCUGAAGACUGUACAAGUGAUUGUCCAGGCCCGACUUGGAGAGAAAAUCUGUACUCGAUCAUCUUCCUCCCCAACAGGCUCUGACUGGUUCAACUUGGCAAUCAAAGAUAUACCAGAGGUUACUCAUGAAGCAAAGAAAGCCCUUGCAGGACAGCUACCUGCUGUUGGACGGUCUAUGUGUGUGGAGAUCUCUCUCAAAACCUCUGAGGGAGAUUCCAUGGAGCUGGAAAUCUGGUGUCUAGAAAUGAAUGAAAAGUGUGACAAAGAAAUCAAAGUUUCCUACACUGUGUACAAUAGGCUGUCUCUGUUGCUGAAGUCUUUGCUUGCUAUAACCAGGGUGACUCCAGCCUACAGACUUUCGAGGAAACAGGGCCAUGAAUAUGUAAUACUGUACAGGAUUUACUUUGGGGAAGUGCAGCUGAGUGGCUUGGGAGAAGGUUUCCAGACGGUCCGUGUUGGAACAGUGGGUACCCCAUUGGGCACCAUCACUCUGUCUUGUGCCUACAGAAUCAACCUGGCGUUCAUGUCAACUAGGCAGUUUGAGAGGACCCCACCUAUCAUGGGGAUUAUCAUUGAUCACUUUGUGGACCGUCCCUACCCCAGCUCCUCGCCCAUGCACCCCUGCAAUUACAGAACGACUGGUGAGGACAAUGGUGCAACAUACCCAUCUGUGGAAGACUCCCAGGAAGUAUGCACUACCUCUUUCUCCACCUCCCCUCCAUCUCAGUGUGUUUUUACUGUCACUAAGGCACAUUUUCAGACCCCUCCUCCUGUGGUGAUGGACACCUUGAAGGUCCCUAUGAUGGGACUGGCCUUUUCACAUCAACUCUCCAGUUCUCGUCUUUCCUAUCAGCCUGCUGCCCUGGGAGUUGGAUCAGCUGACAUGGGGUAUCCAGUAAUCUUUGCUGGUGGUUUGAAUGCGGCACAUCCUCAUCAGUUGAUUGUUCCAGGGAAGGAGGGUGGGAUACCCCCAGUUCUUAGCCAGCCAGCGCAUGGCACUCAGGCUGACCAUGAGAGGAUGGCAAUGUGCACUCCUUUGGAUGGAGCCCUCUACUCAGCAGCUACUCCUUCCAGUAGUGAGGACACGGAAACAGUAUCAAACAGCAGCGAAGGGAAGAGUGGUUCCCCACAUGACCUCCUGGAGACCAUCUUUGUCCGGAAGGUGGGGGCCUUUGUCAACAAACCCAUUAAUCAGGUAACCAUGGCCAGCUUGGACAUUCCUUUUGCCAUGUUUGCUCCCAAGAAUGUUGAGCUGGAAGAUAAUGACCCCAUGGUGAAUCCUCCUGACUCCCCAGAUGUUGAGUCUCCUCUACAGGGCAGCUUGCACUCAGAGGGCUCCAGUGGCAGCAGCACCGGGAACACACAUGAUGACUUUGUCAUGGUUGACUUUAAACCAGCAUUCUCAAAAGAUGACAUUCUUCCAAUGGACUUGGGGACGUUCUACCGCGAGUUUCAGAACCCCCCUCAGCUCAGCAGCCUUUCCAUUGACAUUGGGGCUCAGUCCAUGGCAGAGGAUCUGGUAUGGGAAAAUUUUGGAUUCCUUACCAGAGAAGCUGGCAGUCCACGAGAAAAACGUCCGAGAGUUUGAUGCCUUUGUAGAGACUUUGCAGUAAAGCUGUUAUCUUAUUGCAGCAGCAGUGUCCUGCUUCUUGAGUACCUGGAGGAGGAAGCCCGCAAUGUCCGUCUGCUACUCUCUCUUUCGUGUGUCAUUUUCCUCUGCGUCUUGUGGGCUUUGUUGGAUCACCUCCCUCAAUAUUGGGUACAGGUUCAAAUGUCAGUCUCCUCAGCCAAGCCCCAGGAAAGUAGUUUUGGGCCUCUUUUCCUACUGGCAUUUGAGUUCUUAUCUAGAACACUAAAGAAAUCAAGCUUUGUUGUAGUAACCCAUUUCCCCGUCAGUCUUUGUUCUGUGUAUGAAGAGCUGCCAGAAAUGAGUUAGCAUCUGGGCCCCAGACGCUAUCUUUUCCUUGGGUCUGCAAUUGCACUUGAAGCAUAGAUAGCCUUGGCUCAGGACGAAGGGCCUGUGCACUGGCAGACUCAGCCAUCUCGAGUGCAGGACAUCAGCUCUUAGAAAUGGGGUGUUUCAUCCUGACUUCAAUGAGAGCACGUGGACUGCAAAGCACCAGGGGAUGUGGCAGUCUUUCCCGUUUAUGCUGUAUACAGUGCUGCCUCUAUAGAUACGUUCACUUUCUGCUUUGAAGGAAUUGGGUCUUUGUGCAGACUCUCUCCCUAGGGCCUUGUGCUGGGUGUGUCUGUCCAAAUCACAGGUUUGAAGCUACAGAAGCUGUGUGGGAAGGCUUUCUUGAGCAUAUGGACUGUGAUUGUGCUGGUGCAUCUGCAAGUGGCACCAGAGAGUAUGUUAAAUUUGUAGUUGCUGCUCUUGAAAUGUAGUUGUAAAUAUAAAUAGGAAUUCUGUAACUCCAGGGUUAUGUAACUAGCCCUCUUUGUCCAAGGAUCUUUCCUUUUCUCUGCAAACCUUGCUGCUCUAUGGUUAAUAUAUAAGAAACAGGAAAUAUUUAUUGCUUUUAAAGAAACCUAUAUUAAAGUUACAUUUUGACAUACUAGGGCGGGUCAUUCUGUCCUGUCACUGCAGGCAGCCAUUGUGCCAUGGAGCCCUGGUCCAUGACAUGUCUGCCUUUGUUGGGGAAAAUCCAAGAUAUUUAUUUUCAGAGACACUUAUUUACUCUAAUACAGUGUUCUGUGCUGGGGGCUUUUUCCAUGGCACCCAGCCAGGGCACAAAUGUAAUAACAUGCACAUGUUGGUGCAACAGAGUGGCAGGGACUUCCUGAAGAGCUACGUUCCGACAGGCUUGGGAAAUGAACUUGUUCUGUUCCUUAGCUGUCCGGGAGGCAGCUUGUUCACAGAAGCACACUUUUGAAAAGUUGAUGGUACUCUCUUUAAUCCGCUGGCUUAUGAUUAGCUAAAAGUUUAUUUUUGUAAUGGGCUGCUCUUGAGCAGCGUGAUUGGUUGGCAGUGCUCUGUGUUUGUUCUGCUUGUUGUGUGUCCUUUGUCCCACCUGAGGAAGGGAGAUACUGUGUACUGGCACUAAGCAGGAACUUGAAAUUGGGCUUGUGCAAAUCUUUGCUCUUCAGGCACCUGUAACUGGGCUGAGUAACCGAAAAGACUCCUGCGAGUCCCCCAGCUAUCCUCAGACAGUGUUUCGGGGGCGGGAGAGAGAGAGGAGGGGAAGAGUUCUCUGUCUUGUGAGGAUCCUUGCUAGUUUCCUUUCCACUGGUGGAGUAACCAGCCUUAUGAUCCAAAAGGCUGAUGUGGCUUCCUCCAGAGUUCAGCACAAUUCCUUAGACUGAAAAAGAGGCUUGCUAGAGAAUGACGUGAGACCUUGGGUUACCAUAUGACCUCUGCAGCCCUCCGUUCUUGCUGCUCUGAAGAUUCCCAGGGUGCUACCAUGUUGUUCUUUUGCUUUCCCAUCCCUUGUGGUGACCGUCAUUUGUUGUAUAUGAUCUGGGGAAGUGCUUUAGUGUAUGUUCUAAAGCAAUGGGUAGGGGUUUUAUAAUUUCUUGAAACUGCCAACUCUCCCUUCCCAGGCCCCCCUCACCCAAUCCAACUAACUCUCAUAUAGAAAGGAUCCUUGUUUUGCAAGGAGUAAUCCAAUCACCUGUCUGCCCCAGUGCUGAAAAGCAUCCCAGUGAAGUGAAAUGUUGGAGAUAAAAAAAAUCCCACUGUCCCUGUAAAUAGCACUGACUAACAGAGCUUCAAAGCUCUUGCUGACAAUUUCCUUACAAACCUUCCUGUGAAGAAGGCUGCAUCCCCACAGUACAGCUGUGGAAACCAGACACACAGGGGUCAAGUGAUUUGUCCAAAGUCACAUGGUGAGUAAAUGCUAGGUUCAUCAGCAAUAGAACCCAGAUCUCCUGACUCCCUUUAAUCAGCUGAUCAUUCUCCAGAGUCUUGUAGUAAGCUGCAUGUGGAUGUGCUCUGGUUCCCUGCUCUUUAACUUUCAGGCUAUGCCUGGAGGAGCUCUCCCAUUAAAGAGUUUCAUAAAGGUUAGUAAGCUACUGGCAUGCAUUGUCAGGACUGCUAGGAAGAAGCAAAUAGGCAUUCUUGGUGGUGACCCUUUCUUAGGCAGCAUUGCUUCUGUAGUUCUUUCUCAGCUUUGCACUGAACUGCUGUGGUAUCCACAGAAGAUGAGCUAUUGCUGUCCCAAAAGCCUCCAGGGCCUAGUGUCUGUGCUCGGGUCAUUUUCAUGUGACUUCAAGAUCACAGCUCCUGUAUCUCACAAGGCAGAACUUGUGCACCACAACCAGGUUUCUAUUUAAUGCUACCCCGUGGAAAUCUGCCCAGAUGGGUUGAUAAGAUAUAGCUUGAUAGCUACAGCAAUAAAAGGUUUCUCUUGGAAUGAGGUGUGUGCUUAUUCCUGGGCAAUCCUGAGUUUUGACACCUCCAUUCCAGAAUCUAGGCUCUCAGCUCUGUCUAAUCAACUCAUUAGAAAUGACUGGCUCACAGCACUUCUGCAAGAGGAACCUAGCUGCUGAUGCUGUGGCCUGCUGUAGAAUUUAAUAGUGAAUGUCAUAAUUUUAAUAGCCAUCUGCUUAGUCCUGUACUAUGUCAAGGAAGCUUGUACAUAGCUGAUGGCCUACAAAUGCUUUGGGUGAAGGGUACUAAAUUGCAUUGUUUUGGCAAUAGUCUCCAAUGCACUUCAUGUAUUCAAAGAAUUUCCAAUAAAAACUUUUAUGUAAGCAACUCUUAA